GUCACCCCUCCUCUGUCUGUGAUGGCGUGACCUGCCUGGGGGAGGAGCCUGAGGAGCUGAGAAUAAUGGCUGCUGCUGCUGCUGGGACCCGAGAGGUGUAUUUAGCACAAAGAGAAAAGUGACAUUCACCUCCAAGAUCUAUUUAUCUGAGGACUCAUCAGAAGACUGGAGAGCAACGGGAUUCUCAGAAGUCAGAUUAACGCUGCAAUACUUCACUAUGUAGCGACUUGGAGGCUCCGCUUAAGAGCAGAAGCCUAAAGGUUGUUGAAGGAUGGAAGAUCCAUCUCCGGACCCGGAACAUGGGAUGGAAACCAUGAAUACAGCACAAGACAGGAGAGAACACCCCGAUGGAAGUGAGUCCGCCCAGCUCCCCAUUCCUCCAUCGAUGGAUCAUGAUGACGUGGAUUUUAUGGGGAUCCAGUAUCCAGUCUGUGUGGGGAAUGACCGUGCAGCUAACAAAUCACAAAGUGAAAUGGUCCCAGAGAUAGAAAUCAAACUAGAGUCCAGCGAUGAUGAGGACAAAGCCGAUCAGAAUUCCUCAUGUUCCUUUCACCAUCAUAAAAAGAGAAGUAGACCCAAUGCAAGUUCUAAAGUCUUAGCAGGUGAUCCUGGGAAAGGCCUUGGUGAGGAUGACCGGCAUCUCAAAGGAUUGAAUGAUACACACAGUCCUAGCCCCUCAUCUAUUCGGCCAACCAGAAAGAGGAAGUCCACCUCUGAGGUCUGGGAGUUCUUUUGCCGUGAUCCCAACAACAUCUGCAGGGCUAUAUGUAGCCUCUGCCGAAUGAGCGUCAGCCGGGGGAAACUAGGGGGGAACUUUGGAACUACAGCUUUGAAGCGCCACCUGGAGAGCAAGCACCCGCUGGAAUGGGCACAGCGUAGGUCCAUGAGAUUGAAGAAAGCAGAUGUAGAGGAGGAUGAGGAGGAAACCUGUGAGGAUGAGGAGGAAAAAGAUGAGGGCUACCAAAACUCAUUCAAUGUACCCAGUGCACAGUAUGGUGCCCAAAAAGUCAUCCAAGCCUCAGAUAACUCGCUGGUGUCUCCUCAUUCUCACAGUUUACCCAUGACAUAUGAGAUCAUUGAUUCCAGUGAUGAGGAUGAAGACAAGGAAAAGGGUGAAAACACGGUGGAACUUGGAGAAGGACUGGAUACUAAGAGAAAGAAGGUUGAGGAUGUCGGUAGAAUAAAUAAUCCAGAUUAUAGCAUCAAUAUUAGACACACCACUAAUGCUUUGUUUGGAUUACCUCCAACUCAGGCCUCCAACUCGCUAAUGCUCAAUUUCCCCAACUACUGUGCAAUGCCUCCUGGAGCCCGCAGGAGGAGAUCUACCUCCGCUGUGUGGCAGUUCUUCUGCAUUGACGGCACAAAUAUCUGCAGAGCCAUCUGCACCUUGUGUCAAACAAGCGUUAGUCGUGGGAAACAAGGUGGGCAUUUUGGGACCUCAGCGCUCAUGCGUCAUCUUGAGGGAAAGCAUCCAUUAGAGUGGGGGAGAGGGAAGCUUAAUAAGCCAAAGAGUGCCAGUAUUGUAGAGGCAGAGGAAGAGGAGGAGGAGGAAGAGUCGGAUGAACAGAUUAUAUAUCCCCAGGGACAGGUGGCUUUUGGCCAGUAUGGGGCAUCUGGCUUCUCUGUCUAUCCUGAUAUGUCAGAUUGUAUAAACCCAACGUUUCACACUGUCUCCAUGGAAUACGAUAAUGAAAGUGAAGAUGCCUUGAGGCAGAAUAGUAAUGUCUCCACCGAGAUCGCUCUACCAUCUUUUAAGGAGAGUCAUUUGGAUCCAUUAAGCAUUAGCCUCAAAGCAAAUGGGAAAUACCCCCCAAAUCACCCCAAAGCUCAGUCUUGGAACAGUAGCAUAACUGAGCUCAUGUGUGAAAUGGCAUUACCCUACUCGUUCGUUAGCGCCAAAGCUUUUCAGAAGUUUAUGGCAAGAGCCGACCCCCAGUUCUCUGUUCCUACUAAAUCUUUUUUCUCUGGGAAGGCUGUCCCUCAGCUCUACGAAGCGGUCUGUGAGAAGAUAGUGGGUGAGCUGAAGAGGUCGGAGUGCCCUCGUGUCCACAUCACCGCUCACGUAUGGAGCAGUGACCUUACCAUGGAUUAUUUGGCGUUAACAGCCCACUGGGCACUUUUGAACUCCGAAGCCGAUAAGCCUACUGAGAGAAAGUACGCCGUCCUUUGCAUUAAACGUUUUUCAAAAGAAUAUACAGAGAGUAACAUCCAACAGGAACUCAUUCGGCAAGUUAAUUUAUGGCUUUCUCCGAAUGCCCUAAGCCCUGGAUUCUUCAUCUCCAGUGGAGAUUUCAAUCUUUUACAUGCCAUUAGAGGAGCCAAUUAUACCCACAUACCUUGCUUCACCCAUUCUCUAAAUUUGCUGGUAAAGGAUUUUCUACAGAACAACCGAUACAUUGUAGGUAUCCUCACAGUGGCCAGAAAAGUAUGCAGUCACUUUGUUCGCUCUGCCAGGGCAAGGAGGAUCCUUAGUGAGCUUCAAUACCAAAAAUGUUUGCCAAAACACUCUCUGAAAACAGAGACCGUACCUCACUGGACAUCCACAUUCUACAUGUUGCAAAGACUCCUGGAGCAGCAGAGGGCUGUCCAAGAGUACUUAGUAAUGCACAAAGUGGAAAUGAUGGACGUCCUUCUUACCUCAAGUCAGUGGAACCUCAUGGCUUCCUUGGUGGCUCUGUUGCAGCCAUUUGAAAUGGCCACUCGAGAGGUCAAUGCCAAUAACUCUUCGCUCAGUCAAGUGUUGCCAGAACUUCGGUAUCUCCAUAUGUUCUUGAAGCAAAUCAGAGGGCAUUUUGAAAGUAAAGGAGACGCCAAUGGGGUUGUUCUUGCUGACAGCUUUGCACUCAAGCUUUCCACAGAUUACGGCAUUAAUGAAAUGUUCCAGAAAGAAGAGUAUGUCUUGUCCACCUUGCUGGAUCCACGCUUCAAAGGAAGAAUUGAGGUAAUCUUGCCACCUGAGUCGGACAUUGACCAGUGGAAGCAGGUCUUGGUGAAGAAAGUGAAAGAGGUCAUGUCUUCAGCCUCCACCAUGUACUCAACUGCCCAAGCGAGCCGCCAGCCUGCCCCAUUCAGAGACAACGCAGAGUCUGAAAUUCUGCAUGGCAAACAUUUUGACUUGGAAACAGGCGGCAUGGGCAUGGUCCCAAACUGGAGGAGGAACGUGGCUGCCCCUCCAUUAAUCCACAAGGAGAAAUCAUUAAUUGAACACUUGGAAAGUGUCGGGCUUUUGGCCUCCAAGUCAACAGGGGCGUCCUUGUCGACAGAGAGUCAUUCCGCCUGCGUGAUGGUGGAAAAAUACCUGCAAGACAACAAAACCAUUGGAGCCAAAGAUGACCCUUUGAUCUACUGGCACAAACGAACAUGGGUGUGGCCAGCGCUCACUAAAUUGGCCGUCAUGUACCUGACCUGCCCACCGUCAAGUAUUUUUGCAGAGCGUGUUUUUAAAUCUCCCCACACCUUUGCGGACAAGCAACGUUUGUCAGACAUCAUGGAAGGAAUGGAGCAUAUUGUUUUCCUAAAGUUCAACCUGAAGAACUUUCCUGACUAUAAUCCCCCACCGCUGAUCUUCUCCUCAGACAAUGAGACAGAACAGAGUGACAGCGAAGAGGGGUUUUAAUGUCAUCACAAUAGAAAGCCAUGUUUCUCCUGCAACGUGAGUCCAGGCUUGGUGUCCAGUUCUUGCAGACUUGAGCCCUCACCACACUUUCAGGUCUUUAUCAAACUUUGAGUCUGAUGGUGACAUCCCAGAUCUUAUCUCCGCAGUGCCCCGGGAUAAUGUGCUGCUCUCAUUAUGUUUCAAUACAUCAGAUGGCUAGACGUUUCACUGAAUGAGGAAGUGGUGAUGUCAUUACUCACCAGUUAUAAGUGAUGACAUCACUACUUUGUGGUUUUAUGUAAUCUACAGUAGAUUAUCGCCCUUUUACAUUGUUCAUAUAUUUUAAUCACAUAAAUACAAAACAAUUACAUUGUCCUAUGUCUCCUCUGUCCAUUUGUACAUCUGAUCAUGAAACUCUCAUUUGUUCAACAACUGUGGCUGCACCAUGUAGAUGUAGGGUAUCUGAGAGUCACAGGGGUAGAUUUAAUAAAGGAUCUAAAAAUGA
This is a messenger RNA of Pseudophryne corroboree (corroboree frog), 4100 nucleotides long. Its product is annotated as zinc finger BED domain-containing protein 6-like. Bases 272 to 3616 code for a protein of 1114 amino acids. Gene Ontology annotation, molecular function: DNA binding; protein dimerization activity. Gene Ontology annotation, cellular component: nucleus. The record is from RefSeq and is a predicted model, not a curated record. The transcript has 2 exons. Lineage: Eukaryota; Metazoa; Chordata; Amphibia; Anura; Myobatrachidae.